GCUGACAAAAAGAGGUAUGAGAAUGCUUUGAGCUUCCGAUCACCAAAUAUGUCAUCGGAUUGGCAAUUAAGUGGCAGCAAUUUGACAAAUGCAUCCGUCGGGAUGGUUUCGAAUAGCAAUCCAAUGGUAGAUUCGUUCUGUGCUAGUGUUUGGGAUCAUCCGAUCAGUUCGUCAAACUUAGGCUUAUGUGAUACUAAUAUUCAAAUGAAUCAUGGCACGACAAAUGCACUUGACCCCCUGAGAACUAAUGUUAAUAGAAUGCUUGGUAUGAGUUGGACUCAACCAAAUGCAAUAUUGUUGAAAGGGGGUACGUUCGUACCCCCUCCUCCUGGUAUGCUUCCUCAGGGCUUAUCUCAGUUUCCAGCUGAUUCAGGUUUUAUUGAGAGAGCUGCAAGAUUUUCAUGCUUCAGUGGAGGAAAAGUUGGUGAUAUGACGAACCCCUUUACCGUCCCUAAUUCUCCUAAUAUGUAUCAUAAUGGACUGGCCUUGCAUCGGCCGCAGGAGGUUUUUGCUAGUAAAGGCUUACAGUCACCUUCUGCUGCAAUCAGUGAGAAGCAGCACACAGGAAAUGUGGUUGAAGGUUCUGAGGAUGUGUCUUUACCUCUUGAACAUGGAGCCACAGAUAGAAGCCCCCUCAAGAAUGAGAAAAAUGAAGGCUUUUCUAGGUCUCAGGAUGAAGCAAAGGAAUGCGUUGGCAUCCCCGGAAAUGAGUCUGAUGAGGCUGAAUGUAGCGGCCAUCAAGAAGAAGUAGAGGGUAAGGAUUCGUCUGCUAGGGGCCUUGGCUCAAAGAAAAGGAAAAGAAGCGGUCAGGAUACAGAACUUGAUCAAACGAAGGGAGCACAACAACUGCCAGCUGAACGAACAAAAGAUCAAACAGAAAUUCAGAAGGGAGAGCAAAACAGGCUUGGUGGAAAGAAUGGUAAACAGGGGUCUCAAUCGGCAGAUCCACCUAAAGAAGAAUACAUACACAUUCGAGCUCGAAGAGGCCAGGCAACAAAUAGCCAUAGUCUUGCAGAAAGACUAAGGAGGGAGAAGAUCAGUGAACGGAUGAAAUAUCUUCAGGAUCUUGUACCUGGUUGCAACAAGGUCACUGGGAAAGCAGUAAUGCUGGAUGAAAUCAUUAAUUAUGUACAAUCUCUUCAAAGACAGGUGGAGUUCCUCUCAAUGAAGCUUGCAACGAUAAACCCGCGGCUGGAUUUUAAUAUUGAUGGGCUCCUUGCAAAAGAUAUUCUCCAUUCACGGACGGUUCCUUCUUCGUCACUUGCUUUUGCUCCUGAUAUGACGAUGCCAUAUCACUCCUUGCAACAACUGCAACCCAGCCUACUUCAGUCAGGUCUUCUUGGUUUAGGAAACUCUACCGAUGCACUUCUUAGGUCGAUCUAUCCCCAUUUAUCCACAACUAGUGGUGGCUUCAAAGAGUCCUCAUCUCAGUUGCCUAAUAUAUGGGAUGAUGAGCUACAUAAUGUUGUCGAGAUGGGUCUCAGUACAAGUCCGCCCCUCCAUAGUCAAGAUUUAAGUGGUUCUCUGCCAUCAGGCCAGAUGAAAGAAGAACUUUGAACUUUGUUUUAGAUAUCAACUGCUUGAACUUUCUGUUUGUUGGGUACGUGGAACAUUUGGGAAGACGUCAUAGUGAAGAGCUAUUCCUAUGAAGAUGUUCUACGUUCGGGUGUACAGCUAAGAGUGUGUUUAUGGUGCACUUGACCUCCUUCUAUUUCAGUACCAUAUAAUUGGCUACCAAGAAAGUAACAACUUAUACCACGAGACACAAGUUCUUCAUCUGCAAUAUCAAAUGAAAGUUCAAGAAAAUUAUUUUAUAACCUGGAUGUAUAUGUAAGGAAAAUGGAUGAUGACAUUUGGUCUUAGUUCUUGAGUCUAUGAAAGAAAAUGACUAUAUUCUUGUUCAUUCUAUCUGGAAGAACAUGAAAAUGUACGCUUGAGGUAGGAAAGUGAAGUUGCAUUCUGUUCUUCCCAAUCA
Nicotiana attenuata is the source of this 1975-nucleotide messenger RNA. Its product is annotated as transcription factor bHLH49-like. Gene Ontology annotation, molecular function: protein dimerization activity; DNA-binding transcription factor activity. Gene Ontology annotation, cellular component: nucleus. Gene Ontology annotation, biological process: regulation of DNA-templated transcription. The record is from RefSeq and is a predicted model, not a curated record. Lineage: Eukaryota; Viridiplantae; Streptophyta; Magnoliopsida; Solanales; Solanaceae. The transcript is spliced from 8 exons. The annotation marks the transcript as partial.